Molecule: messenger RNA, 2409 nt
Organism: Labeo rohita (rohu)
Lineage: Eukaryota; Metazoa; Chordata; Actinopteri; Cypriniformes; Cyprinidae
Gene: cept1a
Product: choline/ethanolamine phosphotransferase 1a
Exons: 10
Coding region: 409-1689 (426 amino acids)
Biological process (GO): phosphatidylethanolamine biosynthetic process
Cellular component (GO): Golgi apparatus; endoplasmic reticulum membrane
Molecular function (GO): ethanolaminephosphotransferase activity; diacylglycerol cholinephosphotransferase activity
Source: RefSeq, a predicted model, not a curated record
UCCGGAAGGCGUUGUCGUUGCGUUAUUGAAGCGCUUUUCACGCCUCUGCGUCUCAUCCACGCCGUUUACCCUGCCGUCGGUUAACCAUCCUUCACGAAAGCGUGUUCUCCUUUGCAGUGAACGUUUCUUCAGGCAUUUUUAUUAAUUUAUUUAUAAUUCAUUUAAGAACUCAACUUUUGGCAUCACACGGGCAUCUUCAGUGUAAUGCUGCGGGGAGAAAAGACAUCUUCACCACGUAAACAAAGAUCUCCAUCAAGCUGACGACGUCACUCUUCGGAUUGUUAUCAAGCUGACGUCAUCCUUCCGGUUUUAAUGGGCUGUUAUAAACCUCAUAAAUAGAGUAAACUGAUCUAAUCCCAUAAUCUCAUUGUGGAUUCAACGCUCACCACCAAACCCACUCAGAGAAGCAUGAGCACACACAAGAGACCUGUCCGGGCUCGGCCCGAUUCUGACAUCAGUUUCUCCACGGCCCGUGACCCGAACCCAACAGCUGUGGAAGAGGGCCCCGGUCUCCUGGCCAAGCUGAUGGAGCUUCCUGUAGCCCGUCUGUCCCGGCAGCAGCUGAAAAGGCUGGAGGAGCAUAAGUACAGCAGUGCGGGACGAUCUCUCCUGGAGCCCUUCAUGCAGGGAUACUGGUGCUGGCUGGUGAGCAAAGUGCCUCUCUGGAUGGCGCCGAACCUCAUCACCAUAGUGGGACUUGCUACUAAUAUUAUCAGUACUCUGAUACUGGUAUAUUACUGCCCUACUGCCACCGAACAGGCACCAACAUGGGCAUACUUGGCCUGCGCUUUGGGUCUGUUCAUCUACCAAUCAUUGGAUGCCAUAGAUGGAAAGCAGGCACGACGGACCAAUAGCAGCACACCGCUUGGCGAGCUCUUUGACCAUGGCUGUGACUCCCUUUCUACAGUGUUUGUGGUCCUGGGCACAUGUAUAGCAGUUCAGCUGGGUACUCACCCUGACUGGAUGUUUUUCUGUUGUUUUGUGGGCAUCUUCAUGUUUUAUUGUGCCCACUGGCAGACGUAUGUUUCUGGAACACUGCGCUUUGGCAUAAUUGAUGUGACUGAAGUUCAAAUCUUCAUUAUAAUCUUGUACUUACUGGCUGCCUUUGGAGGAACGGCUUUUUGGCAAUCUGUGAUACCUGUGAUAAAUAUCCAGAUUAAAAUAAUUCCAGCCCUUUUCACUCUUCUGGGUGCCAUAUUCUCCUGCACGAACUACUUCCGGGUUAUAUUCACAGGCGGAAUGGGCAAAAACGGAUCUACUAUUGCGGGAACAAGUGUUUUGUCUCCGUCCUUCCAUAUAGGAGUGGUAAUCACACUUGCUCUAAUGAUUUAUAAGAAGUCAUCAGUGCAGCUAUUCGAGAGACAUCCCUGUCUCUACAUUUUAGCAUUUGGGUGUGUGUCUGCCAAACUCACCAACAGAUUGGUGGUUGCUCAUAUGACAAAGAGUGAAAUGCAUCGUUACGACCUCGCCUUCACCGGACCAGCGCUGCUGUUUCUGAACCAGUACUUCAACAGUUUCAUCAAUGAGUACUGUCUUCUGUGGGUCGCGCUGGUGCUGUCAGCGUUUGAUCUGGUGCGGUACUGCGUGAGUGUCUGUAACCAGAUCGCCACACACUUAAACAUCCGUGUGUUCAGCAUCCAGCCUCCGUCUCCAUCCAGAGUUCAGGCAGACAGCAGAAAUCACCACUAACCUUUCGUCCCCUCUCCCUCAAACACCUCCAGUAGGUCACGCACUUCAGUGAAUGUAAAACAACUCACAGAGACCGAGGCCAAAUGGCUGCAGUUACAAACUUUGUUCUCAUAAUGAAAGAGAGGAUAUUUGAAGGAUGAAAGGGAUUAUUAAAAAGAACAUGCAUCCUACGGUUAGAACACCAUUCAGUUGUCAGUAUUUUUGUUGUUAGAUGAUCAGUUUUGUUUGCCAUAGUUAGAACAUUUGCCAACAUUUUUUCAUUGAUUUUGUUUGUUUUGUGAUUUUGUUUCAUAUUAUUUUUUUCUGUUGUUGUUUUGUUUUGUUUCAUUUUGUUUUGUUUUUGGACCAAGUAUUUUGCCUAGCAGUGUAGAAUUCAUUCCAGUAACAGACAACAAUCCAUCUGAAUGUAAUUUUGUAAUUACAGAUUGCUAUAAUGAUGCUGUAGAUGGCGUUAACUACAAACUUUGUGGCCGUUCACUGCAACAUGAAACGUCAAAAUUAAAACGUAAGCGCCAGUACAUGUCACUGUUGCCAGUACAAAGCAGCACUGUUGUCUGAGAGGAGCAGAGAGCAUUCAGAGUGGUAAGAGAUAACAUCAGAUCUGAUGACAAGAAAAACAGGCUCCGUCAAUAUUUCAGAAAUUUCAAAAAUUUUUACAAGCCCGUUCUCGCCACUGAAUUAAAAAAAAAAAAAAAAGUAAUUAGGACAUUUUUCUCACAA